Molecule: messenger RNA, 1213 nt
Organism: Hydra vulgaris (swiftwater hydra)
Lineage: Eukaryota; Metazoa; Cnidaria; Hydrozoa; Anthoathecata; Hydridae
Source: RefSeq, a predicted model, not a curated record
AAGCUGAAUUCUUAUAAGUAAACAAAUAUUAGAAUUAUGAAAAACAAUGCACUCCAUAUUGAAACUUGAUUGUAGAAAGAAUCAAUAUAGACACAAUGUUUCACAUUUGAUUGAAGGUUUAUGGUCAUUGGCAAAGCUAUUGUAAAAUGGAAAAAGUCAAAUGGAGUCAGUAUAAACAAUAUAAAAGAAAAUUGAAGUUAUUAAAGCAAGAAUAUAUAAAAUACAACCACAAAAAUAAACAGAAAGAAGAAAUAAAAGAAAAAUUAAAAAUGAUAAAUAAAAAGCCUAAAAAUGAAGAAGUUAAGAGUUCAAUAAUUAGAAGUCUAGAAUCCGAUAAAUUAAUUACUUAUAAUAAAAAAAAGCAUAAAGAUGAUUUUUCUGAUACCUACCAUAGUUCACAUACCUCGCCAAUUUUACAUCAUCAAGAACAUCAUCAAGAACAUAAUUCAAAAAAGUAUCCUGAACAAAAUUCUUUUAAUAGUAAUAAAUCACAUGUUGAUCAAAACUUUAUUCUAAACAAACAAGUGUUUUUAUACCCUGAAAAUGUUAUACCAGAUACAAAAGACAGUGGUGUUACUGCUGAAGUAUCAAGUACAAGUAAUACUCAUGAAAUAAGAUGUGAUUUAAUUUCAAAGAGUAAACAAAUUAAGGAAUUUACCAAUGAUGUGAAUCAUAUUUUAGCUGUUGUAAAGUUGUUAAUAAAUAAGAGACCUAAGCUUGAAAAAGAUUUGGUUUUAGCAUUUGAAGAGAUUCUUCAUGACCAAAGCAGAGAUUUCAUGAAUCAAAUGCGUGACACUUAUGAUACGUUUUAAGAUUAAUUUUUUAACAGAAAAUUUUUUCAAUAAUAUUUUUGUGUGGAAGUUAUUUAUUGUAAAUUGUAAAAAAUUGUUUUAUUAUUCAUGUUUGAUAAUUUUUUUGUUUAUUUUGAUAGUCAUGCGUAAAUGAUAUAUUUUUUAAGUAUUUAUUCAAUAUAUAUUAUUUCAGUAAGAUUUCAGAAAAUCUUUAAAUAUAGAGAGAUUUUCAGAACUCUUUUUCUCAACUCUCUGUUUUACUGAGAAAGCCACGAAUGUUUUUUAUGAGCCAAGAAUAUUUAAGUACUUUUUGUUGUUGCUUAUUUGUUAAAUGGUUAUAUUUCUGUUCAAAUAAUUUCUUUUACAGAAUUUUUUGUUUGAUAGUUCAGACAAUUGUUUGGUAUUUUAAUAAAAGUUUUCAA